AUGCUAGUGAAGAGUCAGGACGAGGGAAGGCAUCUAGACGACCUGCAGGAGACAUUUGACACACUGAGACAGUAUCACAUAAAGUUGAAUCUUAGCAAAUGUGCUUUUGGAGUAUCAUCAGGGAAAUUCAUUGGCUUUAUGGUCUCCCACAGGGGAAUUGAAGCAAAUCCUAAUAAAAUUCAAGCAAUACUGGACAUGAAGCCUCUACAAAAUACCAAAGAAAUCCAAUCCCUUACUGGACGAGUUGCCGCACUCAACAAGUUUGUCUCUAAAACCAUUGACAAAUCAUUGAUAAGAGAAGAAGAUAAAGUGCAAAGACCUGUGUACUAUACGAGCAAGGCAUUGAAGAUUAAAAAGGACCUCGUCCAGUUUUUGAAGAAAAAUAUUGAUGUGUUUGCGUGGAGUCAUGAGGAUAUGCCGGGUAUAGACCUUAGUGUCAUUACCCACCUUUUGAAUGUAUGUCCUUCCUCCAAGCCUGUGCGGCAAAAGAAGAGUGUGUUUGCCCCUAAGAGAGAUGGUGCUAUCAAAGAUGAGGUUCAAAAGUUGAUGGUGGCGAAGUUUAUUCGGGAAGUGUACUACCCAGAUUGGUUGGCCAAUGUAGUAAUGGUUAAAAAGGCAAAUGGCAAAUGGAGAAUGUAUCAACCAAGGCAUGCCAUAAAAGCUCAAGCACUAGCAGAUUUCAUUGCGGAGUUUACCCCAAGUCAUGAUGAGACAGAAGACAGUAAGAGAUGGGUCAUCCAUGUGGAUGGUUCGUCUACACGGCAUGCAGGUGGAAUUGGUGUUGUCCUACAAUCCCCAGAAGGAGACAAACUGAAACAUAAAGUCCAUCUACAGUACCAAGCAACUAACAAUGAAGUCGAGUAUGAAGCCCUUCUCAAAGGGCUAGAAUUGGCUAAGUCUGUGGAAGCCAAGUCUAUACUUGUCCUGGGGGAUUCUCAAUUGAUCAUGGGGCAAGUAAAAGGGAUGUAUGAAGCGAAGGAAGAACGGAUGAAGAAAUACCUUAGUAGGGUGAUGCGCCUUAUGAAAAGAUUUGAAAAAGCUGACUUCGUUCAAAUCCCAAGGGAGGAGAGCGUGGAAGCUGAUACCAUAGCAAAAGAAGCCUCAGCAAAUGAAUCAAUGGACGAAUCAGAUGAAGUUCAGUAUAUGCCAAGUAUAGAUGUCCCGGAAGUACAACAGGUGGAUAGCAGAGGAAAUUGGAUGACCUCGAUUAUAUCAUACUUGAAAGACGGAUGA
Molecule: messenger RNA, 1233 nt
Organism: Quercus lobata
Lineage: Eukaryota; Viridiplantae; Streptophyta; Magnoliopsida; Fagales; Fagaceae
Exons: 3
Coding region: 1-1233 (410 amino acids)
Molecular function (GO): nucleic acid binding; RNA-DNA hybrid ribonuclease activity
Source: RefSeq, a predicted model, not a curated record